Messenger RNA from Aspergillus japonicus CBS 114.51, 1389 nucleotides. RefSeq names its product arylamine N-acetyltransferase family protein. The transcript has 2 exons. Gene Ontology annotation, molecular function: acetyltransferase activity. The record is from RefSeq and is a predicted model, not a curated record. Bases 203 to 1243 code for a protein of 346 amino acids. Lineage: Eukaryota; Fungi; Ascomycota; Eurotiomycetes; Eurotiales; Aspergillaceae.
AUUUAUUUGCCCCUAAUCAAAAUCAUCACCCCUGGCUUCAUAUGGUCCUGAGUGGGGUACCUCAGCCCUAUGAGGGCAAACAAAAUUAUGAGAGUGGCUACAGGGGUCAGCUAUGCCUCAGUUAAAGGUCUUCAGAUGGACUCACUCAGAGCGGGAAAAGCUAAUCAUGAUAUAAUCACACCGGCUCUAGGCCUCUAAAGCCAUGUCUCCAAGAAUAGGUAUAAAGGGGGACAUCCAAAUUCCAUACCGAGCACCUGGCGCGGAAAUACCCUUUUCAAUCCUAGUCUGCACCUUACAAACUAUUCUUGGAAUGAUGGAUUCUGGCUCAGCGCUUAGCCCCGAGCAGGCUGAGCAGUAUUUUGCUCAUAUUGGCCUACCCAUGCGAGGCGCCCAAGGGCGUGAUCUCCGACCAGAUCUUGAAACUCUCUCCGCCAUCCAAGCCCACCAUCUAUCACGAAUUCCCUUUGAGAAUGUCGCGCUGCAUUACAGCAACACUCCACGGAUCUCGUUAGAAAUUGCCGACAUCCACCAUAAGUUCAUCGAAAAGGGACGCGGUGGCUACUGCAUGGAGCACAACCUCCUUCUCUGCCAUGUGCUGCGCUAUAAAGGGUUCCAGGUGCAUCUCACCGGCGCGCGUCUCCAUCGGGAUGCAACCACUCCCAUUCCAGGGUGGUCAGGAUGGGAACACGUAGUCAACAUCGUCACCCUGGCCGAUCGAUCCCAGUACAUGGUUGACGUGGGCUACGGCGGCGACGGCCCCAUCCUCCCCGUGCCCCUGACACCCACCGGCGUGACGCUUCCCAACCUGGGGAUCCAGGAGUUGCGCUUACAGUACGAGUCCGUCCCAGGCCUCUCCAGUCGACCGGACCAGAAGUUCUGGACGUAUCAGAUCCGCAACGGCGCCGAUCGACCCUGGCGACUGUGCUAUGCCUUCUCCGACCUCGAGUUCCAUCCGCCUGACCUCGAGGUCAUGAACUUCUACACCAGCCAGUUUCCGGGCAGCUUUCUCACCACGCGCGUCUUGGCCAUUCGAUUCCUCGCCCGCGACGGUCACAUCUACGGGAAGGUGGUUCUAGACCAGGACAAGGUCAAGGUCAACACGGGGGGCAAGUCCGUGCUAGUCCAGACGUGCGUGACCGAGGCGGAAAGGGUCGAGGUGUUACGGGAGCGGUUUGGCAUUCAGUUGACGGUGGAGCAGCAAGAGGGGAUCAUCGGGAGGAAUUCCGCACUUGCUGGAUGUUGAUUUCUAACUCCUCACGGCGUCUUCAAGGUUGUGGUUUCUGAUACUGAGUUGGGAUAGAGUAGGUGGGUGAAUGGAAGUGCCGCGGGUGGGUUGGAGAGGGUUCGGGAUGCCUCGGACCAACUUCUGAUUUGCUGAUGCAAGUAUAC